GUCUGUCUGUGGUUUGGAAUAAAAGGAAAUGGAGCUGUGUCCUCACCGCCUUCUGCGGCAGAAUUGCUGCUAAAUAAAUUUCUCUGCGGCAUCAAACUGGAGAAUCAGAAAGCGCUCAGUCGCCGGAAGCUCAUAUUGCUAGCUUUCCCGCUGCCGAUAAAAUGCCAAAAUUCGUCCCUAGACAGCGGAAACAUAAAAAUAAACUAAAGGAAACCAAUCCCCCUCCCCAGCAAGAUACCAAUGUCAUCGAACUUGCGCCGGUCCCCAAGUCGGAGAAGGAAGAGAAGCGGCGGAAGUUGAGAGAAGAGUUGCGAGCACAGCAACCGAAGAUUUCUGGCAAGAAGCAAAAGAGACUUGAUAAAUAUAUUGAAACUAAAUUAAAGAAGGAUGAAAAUCUUAUACUUCUCAAAAAGCUUGCGGACGCAAAAAUAGAUACUAGUCAAUUACAAAGCUCAAGAAAUCUAGGGAAACAGAAAGGAAAAAAGGCUCGAUUCUCAGUGACGAAAAGCGAAUAUGGUAACACCUCUGUCCAACAAGCGCACGCCUCAGACAAUGAACCAAACGAGACCCAGCCGAUCAAGUCGGCAUUGUUCACCUCUGCCAUUGCGACUACUAGUACCACCAGUAAUACAGCUGGGCCUGGGAAGCUUGCUAUUGGAAGUGGCUUAAAGCGACCUCUGGAACUUGGAGAAGACGGGUUUCCUGUCAUGAAGAAGCGGAAACGUGCCCCAAAACCAAAGCCUAUUACAGAGGAGCCUGUCUGGGAUGGAUUCGAAAGCGAUAGAACCAAUGAUGCAACAGAAGACUCAGAACAUUCCGGUAGUGAUGCGAGUGAUGAUGAAGAUAGUUGCCCUGGAAGCGAUAUAGGAUCAGGACAAAGCGAUAGCGAGAAUGACGAAGAUGACGAACAGAACGACCAGUCUUCAAGUUCCGAUGACGACCCCGGCGAGCACACAAUAAUUCGACCACGAAGUUCAGCAUUUAAAGCAUGGGCGGUACAGCAAAUAAACGAAGCGGUUGGCUUUAAACCCACAGAACAUGCUUCUCCUCCAAUUUCUGUUUCCCAGCCAGAAAAGCCAGCGACGUCGCGCCCGGCCGAGGACGAACCUUUGCCUGCUGAAUUGCAAAUCCCAAAAGGAGAUCCGAAUAGAAAGGCCUUCGCCGUCCAAGUAAAUCGGCCUGAGGACAUACAGGCAUCGCGCCUCGGCCUACCCGUUGUUGGGGAGGAACAAAAAAUUAUGGAAGCUAUCCAUAAUAAUCCUUCGGUUGUCAUCUGGGGCGCUACAGGAAGUGGUAAAACUACACAGUUACCGCAGUUCCUCUUCGAAGCAGGAUACGGAAACCCUGAAAGCCCCAAUCCGGGGAUGAUCGGAAUAACUCAACCGAGACGAGUCGCAGCGGUCAGCAUGGCGAAGCGAGUUGCCGAUGAGCUAGGUCAAUUUUCAGACCAGGUUUCAUACCAGAUCCGAUUCGAUAGCACAGUGUCAAGCAAAACAGCAAUAAAAUUCAUGACAGAUGGUGUUUUGAUAAGAGAAAUCGCCCAAGAUUUCUCGCUUUCGAAGUAUUCGAUAAUUAUUAUUGACGAAGCCCACGAAAGGAGUGUUAACACAGACAUUCUCAUUGGUAUGGUGAGCAGAAUAGUGGAUCUGAGGAAAGCCAUGCACGCGGAAAACCCAUCUGUAAAGCCACUCAAGCUAGUUAUUAUGUCUGCUACUUUACGUAUAUCGGAUUUCCUCCAAAAUGAAAAUCUCUUCCGGCAAGGGCGGCCUCCAUUAGUCCAAGCUGAAGGACGUCAAUACCCUGUCACUAUCCAUUUUUCACGCCGCACGCAUAGCGAUUAUGUCGAAGAGGCUUUCCGAAAAGUCUCCAAGGGACAUAGGAAGCUGCCGCCGGGAGCAUUCCUUGUUUUUUUGACGGGGCAAGCAGAGAUUAAAGACCUAGCCAAGCGUCUUAAACAGACCUUCAGGUCUACGCAUGACACUGAUCCUUUCCGGGGUAAGGUUAAACUUUCAGCAGUGGAAGCCCCCUUAGAAACUGAGGAUAUUGAACUUGGAACAACAUCAGCGACCAUGUAUGAUGGUUACGACAGCGAUAUCGAGAUUAUAGGAUUAGACGAUGAUGAAAAUGACGAUGACGACUUUGACCAUGAAGAAGGCGCUGUUGAUUCAGGAACAAAAGUCCACGUCUUGCCUCUUUACUCCCAGCUCCCUACGAAGGAACAGAUGAAAGUGUUUGAGCCCGUGCCGGAGGGUUCCCGUCUCAUUGUCUUGGCCACCAAUGUGGCAGAGACAAGUUUGACGAUCCCCGGCAUUAGAUAUGUAUUUGACUGCGGCCGUUCCAAGGAAAAGCAAUACGACGUUGCGACUGGAGUUCAGAGUUUCCGGAUCGGAUGGAUAAGCAAAGCCAGUGCUAGCCAACGGGCUGGUCGAGCUGGAAGAACAGGCCCUGGGCAUUGCUACCGACUUUACUCUUCCGCUGUUUUUGAAGGUGAAUUCGAAGAGUAUACACAGCCGGAAAUCCUGCGGACACCAAUUGAAGGAGUUGUCUUGCAGAUGAAGAGCAUGGGGCUUCACCACGUUAUCAACUUUCCCUUUCCAACUCCACCGAAUCGAACGAGCCUUGCGAAAGCGGAAAAAUUACUGCGGAACCUUGGAGCCCUUACCUUGGAUGGCCAGGUCACUGACACGGGCCGCCAUCUUAGUCUUUACCCACUUUCCCCAAGGUUUGGCAAGAUGCUUCAAAUCGGCCAUCAGCACGGUUGUAUGCCCUACGCCGUGGCUUUGGUUUCUGCGCUCGCGGUAUCGGACCUCUUUGUCCAGGAAAACCAACUCGAUCUUAACCCCACGCGGAAGGGAGAUGACGAGGAGAAUAAAAUUUACACAAACGCGGAUAGGCUCGAGGAUACUGCGAGGGAAAUGCGACGCAAAGAUUAUAACCGCGCCCGCCGUAUCUUCAGCAAAUACGACGAUAAAUCUGACGCCCUGAAGUCCCUCGCAGCCGUAUGUGCGUACGCAUACGCAACAGAUGGCGACUCCUUCUGUUCCCAAAUGUUCCUCCGUCCCAACGCAAUGAAAGAAGCCUCCCAGCUUCGCCGCCAGCUUUAUGAGAUCGUCCGCAGCAAUAACCCGAGUAUCACGAACCCAUUCGAAUCACGCCUCCCUGAACCCACCGAUAAGCAACUCCGCGCUUUGAAGCAAAUCACCGCCGCAGGUUUCAUCGACCAUGUCGCAAUCCGCGCAGACAUGGCUCCCGUCCCGCCUGAAAUGCCCCGCAAGCCCCGUAGAGCCAUAGAUGUCCCCUACUUAACCCUCUUCUCAUCCCGCGACGGAUAUGCCAGAGAACUCGAUGAGAAAGCCGUAUAUAUCCAUCCCACUUCUGUCCUCUCGCAACUUUCAACCACAGAACUUCCACAAUACCUUAUCUACUCUCAUCUCCAACAAUCCGCCCCAAGUGCUAUCUCUGAUACCCCCACCAAGGUCCGAAUGUUCCCCCUGACGGCUGUGAGCGGGCUACAACUCUCUGCUCUGGGGCAUGGGACACCUUUGAUCGAAUACGGGAAACCGAUUGGGAAAAUUGAACCUGUUGCUGGCGCAUCGGAUAAGCGCGAGUGUUGGGUUAUUCCGUCGCUGAAAGGGGAUCCUGGAAGCACGGGGUGGCCGUUACCAGCAAAGAAGGUGGUGCAGAGGAAGGAUAGGAAGCAUGGGUGGGUAAUUGAGAAGUUUAUUAAGUAGCAUUAUUUUAUCUAUCGCUGUAUAUAUAUUCAUGAGUUGGGCUUCGGCUAUAUAAUUGGCGUUUCUGAGGGUACAUUUAGAGAGAUUAUCUCGGAUGAUUGAGAGGACCGUUGCACAUUUCAUAGUACAGAGUUAUAUUCAUGAAAUAAAAAUGAAUCCACAUAAUUUGAAGCCAGUCGUUGAUGCAUAGCUUAAUUUUCAAACGCUCUUAUCGGCUUCAACAAACCAUUGACGCUUCAAAACAAGCAGAGCAGACCUUCCCGCAAGAACGCCUUAAUGCGCCAAAUAAUCCACAACAGUUCAUAUCCAGAUAACACAUAAAGUACACGGCCUUUCCUCUCACCGGUCUCGCCGAGAUCUACUCUGAUACCCAUCCCGAUCCCGAUCCCGGUCCCGGCUCCGCUCCCGGUCUCGAUGCCCAUCUCUAUGCCCAGCUCUAUCACUUUCUCCUUCCCUUUCCCUCUCCCUCCCCACCUCCCUCCCCACCUCCUUCUUCUCCCGCCGCCUCCCACCAUUGCCACCCCACCUCCACUCAUCCCCCUGCUCCCCAUCCCCUCUAAUCCCCAAAGCCCUCCUCAACCUCUCGCUCUCCUCAAUCUUCGCCUCCGCCAGCUCAUGCACCUGGGGCGAAGGUUUGUAGAUAGACGUACGUGCGUAAGCCGGUGGAUGAAUAUGUGAUGACUUAUUACAGAGGUCGUUGGGCUUGCUGAUAUUUUCUCCUUCUCUCUCUCUUAUCCUGCCUGGUAGCUUGAAA
Molecule: messenger RNA, 4485 nt
Organism: Blastomyces dermatitidis ER-3
Lineage: Eukaryota; Fungi; Ascomycota; Eurotiomycetes; Onygenales; Ajellomycetaceae
Product: adenosinetriphosphatase
Exons: 3
Coding region: 162-3731 (1189 amino acids)
Biological process (GO): maturation of SSU-rRNA from tricistronic rRNA transcript (SSU-rRNA, 5.8S rRNA, LSU-rRNA)
Cellular component (GO): intracellular anatomical structure; nucleolus
Molecular function (GO): RNA binding; ATP binding
Source: RefSeq, a predicted model, not a curated record